AGGCUGAUGUGAGUGACUGAGCGUGCGGGCGGCGUAGGCUUCUCCACAGAUGCUCUCUCCAGCGCCUUACACAAUUCGCUGGUGACGAAAUCACCCUGCUCAGCUUUCGCACUUGUAACCAUCCAGUUGAUGAGGAGGCGAGCUCAAUCUUCCCCUACGCGUAUCCAAGGACCUGGCCGUUUCCCCGCAUUGAUAAAUCGAGAGUUAUCCCGAGGAGUUUAUCAUGACAGCGACCAAGGAGCAGCCGAAUCAGAGGCAGAAUCAACCCCAACAGGAUGAGGACCUUGGUGGGGUGAGUCCACCUCAAAGGAAUUGGAAGGGCAUUGCAAUUGCCUUACUGGUCAUCCUCGUAGUCUGCUCCCUCAUCACCAUGUCAGUCAUCGUCCUCACACCAGCUGACAACCAAGCUGGAAGUGACACCAAACUGACUGUGGAGGAUCUCUUUAAACCAGAGUUCAAGGUCCAUGACCCAAAGGCUAAUUGGAUCAAUGAUUCCGAAGUCAUUUACAGGAACAGUGAUGGCCAUGUCAUCAAGUUCAACAUCCUCUCAAACGAAACAGAGAUUGUCGUGUCAAACACAACAUUUAUAAAUUUCAAUGUGGCCAAGUAUUCUGUGUCCCCUGAUUUGAAGUACGUGCUUUUUGCCUAUGAUGUCAAACAGGUUUACAGACAUUCAUACAUGGCUUCCUAUAGCAUCUAUAAUAUUCACACCAGGGAGGUUUGGGAGCUGGACCCUCCAGAGGUGGUCAACUCAGUCCUGCAGUACGCGGCAUGGGGAGUGCAAGGCCAGCAGUUGAUCUACAUUUUUGAAAAUAACAUCUACUAUCAGUCGGAUGUUAAAAGUAAUUCACUUAGGCUGACAUCCUCAGGAAAGGACGGGGUCAUAUUUAAUGGGAUUGCUGACUGGCUUUAUGAAGAGGAAAUUCUUCAGUCCCAUGUGGCACAUUGGUGGUCACCAGAUGGAGAGAGAUUGGCCUUCCUAGUCCUUAAUGACAGUCAGGUUCCCAACAUGGCUUUGCCUCGAUUCACAGGCAUGACCUACCCCAAAGGAAAACAGUAUCCAUACCCCAAAGCUGGCCAACCUAAUCCAGUGGUGAAGCUUUUUGUCGUCAAUCUUUACGGACCGACGCACACGCUGGAGCUCAUGCCGCCAGACAGUCUUAAACUACGGGACCAUUAUGUGACGAUGGUGAAAUGGAUCAGUAAGACCCACACAUCUGUCAGAUGGUUAAACCGAGCCCAGAAUAUCUCCAUUCUAACAGUGUGUGACACCACUACAGGAGCCUGUGUCACGAGACAUGAAGAAAACUCUGAACUCUGGCUCUCCAAACAGAACCAAGAGCCAGUGUUCUCUAAAGACAACAAAAGAUUCUUCCUGACUGUUCCAGUUAAACAAGGAGGUCGUGGAGAGUUUCAUCAUAUCGCUAUGUUCACCACUCAGUUUAGAACGGAUGAAAAUGAAGUCCGUCAUCUAACAUCAGGCAACUGGGAGGUGACGAAGAUCCUUGGCUAUGAUGAAAAAACUGACAACCUUUACUUUCUCAGUACGGAGGGUUCACCACGAAGACGGCAACUUUACAGUGUGAAAACUGUAGGACUGUUCCCACGACGGUGUUUAACAUGCGACCUAAACAAGGCACAUUGUUUGUACUUUGAUGCUGUCCUAAGCCCCACGCACCAGCACAUUAUCCUCCACUGUAAAGGUCCUGGAACGCCUAUGGUGAUCCUACACAGCCUCAAUAGUUCAAAUUACUAUAUUCUUGAGAACAACUCCUUACUGAAGGCAGCCUUGAGCUAUAAAAGGAUCCAGCUGACCGACUUCAAGAGCGUUUCAGUCGGACAUUUCGAUUUACCUCUGAAAAUCUCAUAUCCACCUGACUUCUCGGAAUCACGUCACUAUGGGCUUCUCCUGGUAAUUGAUAGCUUCCCUGGUGGUCAAGCAGUAAGUGACCGCUUUGCUCUCAGCUGGGACUCAGUGCUGGUCAGCUCAGACAACGUUAUUGUGGCUCGUCUCGAUGGGCGGGGGAGCGGCUUCCAAGGUCAGAGGGUCCUGCAUGAGGUUCACCAGAGACUGGGCACAGUGGAUGUUCAGGACCAAAUAACUGCGGUGGACUACAUGAUGACCUUCCCAUUUAUUGAUAAGACUCGAAUAGCACUUUUUGGAAAGGGUUAUGGAGCCUACAUUGCAUUAAUGCUACUGAAGUCUACAGAUAGUGUCUUCAAAUGUGCAUGUGCAAUGUCACCUAUGACAGAUUUGAAACUUUAUGCAUCAGCCUUCUCGGAGCGAUACCUUGGCACGCUUCUACGAGAUGAUAGCAAAUACCAGUUCUCCAGUGUGCUGCAGAAUGUUCACGCACUAAGAGAGCAGACCCUGAUGCUGGUACACGGCACAGCAGAUGCCAACAUCCACUUUCAACACACUGCUGAGCUUGUCAAGAACCUUGUGAAAGUUGGAGCAAACUACUCAAUGCAGCUCUAUCCGGACGAGGGCCAUUUCCUGUCACAUCAAAGCAACCAGCACCUGUACACCACUCUUACUAGCUUCUACAGGGAGUGUCUGAAGGAGGAGUUACUGCCACUAAAUGAUGAUGAAGAUGAAGAGGAGGAGUAGGCAGACAGCCUUUUUUGUAUUUGGACGACGUGUUAGACACACAUGGACAGUAUAGUUUAGAGCUGCUCAUGCGCUUAAUUGUGUGUGAAUGCACAUGUGUUAUGAAGACUAUUUAUGGACACCUAUGAUAAAAGUGACACUUUUUACUGUGGGACUUGAGGUAGGAAAUGGCCUCUAUAAUGAUUUCAGUUCCACUGCAAUUAUUGGCAAAGCACACUGAACACUGUCCCAGUCUUUUGCGAGACCUCCUGUCAUGCUUGUGGUCAUUCUGCAUUAUAUCAGUGCACGGUUCUGUUUUCCUUUAUGACCUUCAUUCCCCUCAUUCUUGUCUCUUGUUGUAACAACCGGGAGGACAUAGCUUUUUAUCUUACCUUUUCUAUGUGCAAUUGCAACAUCCACUAAAGUAUCUGGUGAAAGGUUUCACAGUUUUUAGCCAGGAGCUAAAAUGUGCCUAUUCUUGCUCCAUCUACUUGCAAAAAAAAAAAAAAAAAAUUAGAAAGAUAUGGCAAGGAAGUUGAUACAAUCUAUCAAUUGAAAACUUCCAAGUCUAUCAAUGCCAUUCUUGAAUAGCUUGAUGUUUUAUUUAAUCUUAAUAUACUGUAAAACCUCAUCAAUAAGCAAGGAUUUCCCAUAAUUAAUUUUGAUUGCAAUGUUUAACACUCGUCAAGACAUUUCAAGUGACCUGCCAGGUGUUCUUACGCCACAAUUUCCAAUUGUCCUAAAAGUGCACCAAGGUGUGAGUAUCGAGCAUUGAGGAGGUUCCGCUGGGUAUUUUAAAGCAUCUGAUGCACCCUAUGUAGAAGACUUUUAACUUCCCAACUACGAAAACGGACUUCUACCAGCUGGAUAGUAAAAUUACUUGCUUCUGUCACUCCUUGAUCAUGUUAGUUAGGCUAUACAAAAGACCCAAAUGUGAAUAGUAAAAAUGUCCAAAUAAUUGAAAACUAUUUGAAAUGUAAUGAAUUCUUUUUGAAAACCCUAAUAUGGAUAGGAGGAAGAAAAGAGGUCAAUGCGAAGAUUCGGACCACAAAUACAGUGGUAUGAAAAAGUAUCUGAACCUUUUGGAAUUUCUCACAAUUGUGCAUGAAAAUCACCAUCAAAUGUGAUCUGAUCUUUGUCAAAAUCACACAGAUGUAAAAACAGUGUCUGCUUUAAUUAAAACCACCCAAACAGAAGGGGGAAAAAUAAGUAAGUGAACCAUCUGCCUAAGGAGACUUAAUGAACAAUUGAAACCAAUUUUCACCAAACAAUUUGUUGGUGUGUGCCCAAUCACUGAUGAGUGGUUAAAAUCUGCCCUGCCCACUAUAAAACACAUACCUGGUAAGAACUGUCUUGAUGAGAACCAUUGUCUGAUGUGCAUCAUGGCUCGGUCAAAAGAGCUGUCUGAAGACCUGCGAUCAAGGAUAGUUGAUUUGUAUAAAGCUGGGAAAGGAUACAAAACUAUCGCUAAAAGUCUGGAUGUUCAUCAAUCGACAUUCAGAGAAAUUGUCUACAAAUGGAGGGGGUGUGGAACUUUUGCUUCGCUCCCACGGAGUUGCCGUCCACCAAAAAUGAAUACUCAGAAUACUCAGAGAGGUAAAAAAGAACCCUAGAGUGUUUGCUAAAGACUUACAGAAAUCCCUGGAACAGUCCAAUAUCUCUGUGCACACAUCAACUAUAUGUAAAACUAUGGCCAAGAAUGGUGUUCAUGGGAGGACUCCACGGAGGAAGCCACUGCCGUCUAAAAAAACAUUGUUGCUCCUUUAAUGUUCGCAAAAAGGCACUUGGACACUCCACAGACGUUUUGGAAAAAUAUUUUGUAGGACUGAUGAAACCAAAGUUGAAUUAUUUGGGAGUAACACACAAUGUCAUAUGCGGAGGAAAAAUAGAACAGCUCAUCAACAUCAACACCUCAUCGCUACCGUGAAGCAUGGUGAAGGGAGCAUCAUAAUUUGAGGCUGUUUUGCUCCCCGGGGCCUGGACAACUUCCAAUCAUUAAAUGAAAAACAAAUUUAAAAGUUUAUUAGGAUGUUUUGCAGGAUAACCUGAGGCCGUCUAUCAGACAGUUGAAGCUAAAAAGAGGAUGGAUGCUGCAACAAGACAAUGAUCCAAAACACAGGAGAACCCCAUUAAGAUGCUGUGGCAUGACCUAAAGACAGUGAUUCAUGCCAGACAUCCCAGGAAUCUGACUGAACUACAGCAGUUUUGUAGAGAAGAAUGGGCCAAGAUUAGUCCUGAUCGAUGUGCUAGACUGAUCUGCAGCUACAGGAAGCAUCAAGUUAUUACUCUCAAAAGGGGGCGGAGGGGGGCACAAAAUAUUGUGAUGGUUCACUUACUUAUUUUCCCCCUUUUGUCAUUGUUUGCAUACUAUCCUCAUUAAAAUAUGAAAACCUAUAAAUGUUUGGGUGGUUUUAGUUAAAGCAGACACUGUUUUUUCAUCUGUGUGACUUUGACAAAGAUUUCAUGGUGAUUUUAUGAAGAAAUGUGAGAAGGUUCCAAAAGGUUCAGAUACUUUUUCAUAACACUGUAUGUGUGUUUGUCAUACAUCUUGAUAAAUGUUUUAUUUUCGGCAGGAUUUACAAAUACAGUGUACCUCGACAUACGAUCGCGUCGACAUACAAUUCUUUCGACAUCCGACGUAACAUUUAACUCAUCAUUCGUCUCGACAUAUGACAACAUGCUCGAAAUACGACGAUUUACGGUGCACUGCAGAUUUUUUUUGUGUUGAAAAAAAGGAGAAGGGUGACGUUUAGCAUUAAGAUGGAAAUGAGAAAAAUAUGAGCGUGGUAUGCGUGUCAGUGAAUUGGACAAUAUAUUCGACAAUAUAUAUGUCUGCGAUCUCGAUGGUCCUCCGAAGACCUCCAUUUACCAGUCUUUAUAGGUUAAGGUGACAUUUAUUUUUGUUGUAACAUCGGCAAGGAAGUGACCAGCUUCGUCAGGUAUUUAAUCAUUUAUUUGACAGCUUGUGCAACACGACUACUGUCCGCCGUAGCCGACGGUAACAACAACAGAACAUGAAUAGUUAAAGUAAAAACUCUUAACGCACCUCUCUCACUCUGUCGUCAGUCACACGGUGCGUUCAGGAACAGCGUGCAAAACACAACCGCCAAAUUAGAAACUGUGUUAGAAACUCAAUUUUGGAAUUGUAUUUAUAAUUUAUUUGUUUUGCUAUGUGUAAUUGCUAAUUGCAGUUCUACGAAUUAAUCGAAUUAUAAUGCAUUCUUAUGAGCAAAUCCCACUCGACAUACGACUAUUUCGGACUAACAAACAAGAUCCUGGAACGAAUUAAAAAAUUUUAUGUAGCGGUCCCGCUGUACUGAAUUUACUUAAGACACUAGUUUGAGAUUACUUAGUCAACCAUUUAUUUUUAAGGUUUUUUCUGAUGACGCUGAUAUUUUGUCAAAUGCAUCGGGCCAUAAAGAAAAGAAAAAAAAAACGCUUUUAUUAUUCUACUCUUUUUAAAAAUUAUUUGACGGAAAUUUAUUUAAUGUAAAUCAUCAGUAACAUACAGAGUGUAGGUCUUAGUGCACAAAUCUUAAGACAGUUGUUUUCAUUUUCUUUACAUGACAUUCCUAAAGUCGUACACGUGCGUACAGGAAUGAUAAUUACAGUCACAUCAUGCGCUGAGUAAAUCUGACCCUCGUGAAGAAAUACCACUACAAAAGACAUCACAAGCAGCCUAAACAUUAUUAUUCAACUCUAUGAAAGAGGGACAUUUUAUCUGUCCUUGACCGUUUCCCUGAUUGACUGUCUGUCUGUUACCACCUUAAAGAUUAGCUUUAAGGCUAUUUAUUUUUCUCUAGCAUUGAAGUUCUUCAUUAUCCUCUCUCGGCCAGCUCAUGAGAAAUACUUUCAAACAAUUACCUGUUAUGUUGGGAUCCCUCAAGUCACCUUUGAGUUGUUUCAUCCCCCCAAAUACUUUUGAACUGAAUCACUUUGAUGUCCCUCGACUGCACACCCAUGGUGCUAUGCUGUCCUCUCACUAUCUUAGGCUACUUGUGGCAUAGCAAUACAACUUGACUUAAUGGUCCCAUAAAUUCCCAUUUUGGGUUAAUGCGUUGUUCAGACCUUCCAAAAUAUGUAGCCCAUGUCAUAUUUAAAAUCAUACACGUUCAGACUGUCAUAAAAGGACCUCACUCGAGUCAGUCACAGGCGAAAAGAUCCAAUUUCGGUCACUUCAGGCUGUGGUCUGCACGUAUCCAAACAGUGUUGAUCAUAUUUGACUUUAAUUUAGUCCAAACUUUAAUAUAAAGCAUAAAGUAGACAAAUGUGCUGAUGAGAAGUGUCUUAACUCAACAUCCAUUAAUGGCGUGACAUUUUCAAUUGCUGUUUCCAUAAAAUAACAUCACUGAGUUUGCACUUCUGCAAACUUUUGUCCCUCACUCCUCUGUUAGUUUCUUCGAUGAAACUUCUGCCAGGAGGAUAUCACUUGUAAACAGAAGAGCGAGGACAUAAUAAGUUGAAAAUAUAUAAAUACAGAUAGUCCCCGGGUGACGAACGAGUUCCGUUCUUCUGCUAGCGAUGUAACCCCAAUUUCCGCUUAAGUCGGAAUUAACCCUUUAAGUACCCCUAAUUACCCCCUCUCAAAAUAACUAUCCAAAAAAUGUAUUAUACGUCAACAAGAUAAAGUAAAAAAAAUAAGAUAUUAUUUCCCUCUGGUAACACUGAUCACGCCAUAGUCCUUACAACUGAAAUUUAUUAAUUCUCACCGUCAAAACUAUGAACAUAUUACAGUAUUUAAAAAAUAAAUAAAAUUAAAAAAAAUACAAUAAUCACAAUGAGCGUACAAUAAUGUUUUAAAGGAAAACAAUCGAGACAUAUUUGCUUACAAAAACGUACCUUAAUCGCUGCACAAUAAUAGCGGGGGAAAUAAGGUUAAAAUCUUGGGCAAAUCAACAAGGAAAAGGGCAGCUAUUAGUGGCACUGGUCCAGUGGUGAAGACGAACGCUGCUCAAUAAGCUAGUGGGCUAAUAGCGAGCUAACGGGAGGGCAUCGCAGAGCCUGCGCCGUUUCCCGUUUCUCUGCAUUCUUAAAAUGUUAAUUGGCAUUCACCCCCACUUCCCAAUGUGAAAGCAACGCUCGAAGCUAAUAGAAAAUAGCGCUGGCGUAACAUCAAGUCCGAGAGUAACAAAGGAAAGCGGACCACACAUACUGCAUACUUUCGUAUAAUGAAAUGCCAGCUAUGUAUACUAAUUACUUUAGAGAUCAACCAUUUAGAUUAAUUGGACCUAAUAUAUAACAAAAUUGAAUGACAUAAUAUACUGUACUUACCAUCAAUGCUGAGAGUUGGCGGAAAAGACCAAAAAAAAAAAAAAAAAAAAAAAAAAACGACUGAAGAAAACAACAGCGGAUGAGACAUGCGUCGUAAAGUCGAAAUCACAUACGUUGGGUACAUCGUCACCCGGAGACUAUCUGUAUGUUGACCCCAGGGGUGGAACUUAGGGGGAUGCCAGGGUUUGUGACUGCACCCAGGCCUGAGUCUCUAUGGCUACGUUCAUGCCGCAGGUCUUAAUGCACAAUUUUUUUGUCAUAUCUGAUUUUUUGGCGUGCCUGUUCAGACUGCCUUUGUCCAUUGAGCCCAUUCAAGUAUCACGCAUGCGCACUAAUUCGCAGUCCGAGACACACUGAGCAACUGACCCUCAUACGCAGGAGCAUCAAAACAAAUGACUACACAUGACACACACACACACACGAGGACAGUUUGCCCCAACUCCCGGCCGUGUAAGCAAUCUUGAAAUAUUGCUCAUUUGGAGCAAAGAGAAAACUGAGUAUUCUCAGGCUUAUCCUCAACCCAUUAUAUCUUUUAUGACGUUUGUCAAGCCCGCUCCUUCCCCAAAAGCCCGUUCAAACUAGGAGCUAACGCUAAUGCACAGCUGCAAUGCAAUCGUAGCACCCAGUCUCUCUCGCUCUUUUAUGAAGUAAUUGCUGCAUGAAUUCCGAUUUGGGAGACUUGACAGUUCAGACCGCCGCCACAUUCUGGAAAAAUGUGGCCCAGAUCGUAUUUAAUCCACAUACGAUAGUGACCCAGAUCAGAUUUGAAAUGGUCCACUUCUAUGCAACUUUUCACGUACAGACAGUCAAGUUAAUGCCUCACUUGAGUCAGAAAAACACGAAAAAACAUGAUUCGUUCAGUAAGACCUGUGCAGAUCUUGAUGCACAAAUCGAAUGUUUUAUCAGCUGUCUUUUUUGGCGUGCCCGUUCAGACUGCCUUUGUCCAUUGUGCCCGUUCAACUAUCACGCAUGCGCACUAAUUAGCAGUCCGAAAUGCGCUGAGGAAAUCGACCCGCAUGCGUAGGACCAUCAAAACAAAUGACCACACGUGCUGGCUCAACGUCAUUCAAAGGUGAUCAUAUUUUGAUUUCAAAAAAGGAGACACAAAUAACAGACAUAAAAAAUCCCCGUUUAAUCAUAUAUUCAAAGUUUAUAUGGAUCGAUAGUAUGCACACACUGUCCGUGCAUUACACACAUACGGACAGUUUGCCUCAACUCUCGGCGGUGUAAGCAAUCUUAGAAUAUUGCUCAUAUGGAGCAGAGAGAAAACCGGCUUAUCCUCAACCUAUUUUAUUUUUUCAUGACUGUUGUCAAGCCCGACCCUUCCCCAAAAGCUGUGUUCAAGGUAAGCUAGGCGCGAACGCAAAGCUGCACCGUGACAGUAGCGCCCUGUCUCUGUCGGUCUUUGAUGCGUAAUUGCUGCAUGAAUUCCGAUUUGGGAGACUUGACAGUUCAGACCGCCGCCACAUUCUGGAAAAAUCUGGCCCAGAUCGGAUUUAAACCACAUACAAAAGUGACCCAGAUCGGAUUUGAAAUGGUCCACUUCUAUUCGACUUGUCACGUUCAGACCGUCAAGUUAAUGCCUCACUCGAGUGGAAAAAAAUCGGAUUCGUGCAUUAAGACCUGCGGUAUGAACCUAGCCUAAGAGACAUCGUUUGCGGGUGAAAAGUGGGAAUGGUUGGGAGAGGGGAGGGUGAAACAGAAAGGUAAGAUGUGUGAAGCUCUAAUAUAGUGUUUAAGAGUUAAAAUAUCUUUGCCAGCCUCCCUGCUUGGCCGGUUGUCUAGAAAAUUUCAACUUGCACCCACCACACACAGCAGACAAUCGUGGAGAGACGCCUGUAAAUAAUUGUCUCCUAGCACCGCCCUUAACAUUGGACAGUCCACUCAUUGGGUCCCAUUUAUGCUCAUCGCACCCAGGGCCAAUUCACAUUUGUUCCGCCAAUGGUCAACUCCAAUGUAUUUUUCAUCAGAUAUUUCAUUAAAUCCUCACGAGAAGAGGCUGAACGUAUGUAGUAGUGCACAGAAAAUGCUCCCUGGCCACACUGAUUCUAAAUAAGUGCAAUUCCUACUGUAAUCCUCCACUAUUGCUUUUUACAUAAAAAGAUUUUCUCUAUGUAACAUUUAUUGUAUUGCACAGGGUUUAUUUUUGUAUGUGUGUAGGCAUGCACAAUGCCAUAUGAGGUUCAACAUAAUGUAAUAUACCUUUCUGGUGGUUGAAGUUUUGCUUAAGCAGUUCUCACGUAAAUUGAUAUCAACUCAGGUUUUUGAAAAAUAGACACAAUUUAGGAUCUCAAAGAUAAAUUUCUCAGUCUACUGUAUGGUUUUCGAUUAAGUAUAUGAAGAUAAUAAAUACAGUAAUAUCCAUUUCAGAAUAUAUAUUAUUCACUGCUAAUACAGGCACACUGUCAUCUCAUAAGUAUUCUUUUCCCUUUUAGGAUAUUCUCCAAAGACCUGAUGUUUGAAAGUUUAUGAAAGUAGAAGUUAUGAAAUGGACAUUUUUUAAGUAUCAAUAAGGUGUUUGCAUGUCUUCAAAGAAUGUGUCAGGUUUUGACUCAUUUUGUACAGUACAGUACAGCAAAGUGUGUACAUAAAUAUAUUUUUGAGGUGUCUCGUAGAAUGUUGAGUCUGAAGGGAAUUCAUUGAUUUGAAUUUGAUGUGCUGUACGGUUUUAUUUCCAUUGUUUUCUCUUUACUAUUAAUUUUCAUAGAAUGGAUUUUGUAAUACUUGGUCUUUUUUUCCCCUCACCAUUUAAAAAAAGGGAAAUGACAGGGCCAUGGUUGGGGGUUAUUGUGAUUGUCAACUAGCAAUGGGUAUAGAUAAAUAAAAAAACAUGAAUAAACACCAAAGUGCAAUGAUGCCCAUUGAUUCCAACUGUAUGCUUACUCCUUGUGUAUGUCCUUCAAUCAGGUUCCCUUUUGUCUCUUGUGUUCCCCAGGUAUGGCUUGAUGCAUUGUUACAUUCUCAGUGUAUAUUUGCUCCUAUGUUUCCUUUUGUGUUUGUCGAGUUAUUGUCCCUGUUUUGUCUCGACCUCGUUCUGUGCUCCGUCCUGGUCCCCCUCAUAAGUUCCCAUUUGAUUUUGGUUUGCACUUAUGUCAUUCUGUUUGCACGUAGAAUUUUUGUAAGAUUGCUUUUGUUAAUAAAAUUCAUUUUUGAGUUUCACACCUCUUCCCCUGCCUUGCCUUCUUAAAUCCCUGUACUUGGGUCCACCCUGACUCCUUUCUCAUUUGCUUGCCAAUCAAAGUUGACAAAAGACCUGAUACAUAUGGACCAAGUAGGUAAACA
Corythoichthys intestinalis (scribbled pipefish) is the source of this 11143-nucleotide messenger RNA. Its product is annotated as inactive dipeptidyl peptidase 10-like. NCBI's taxonomy places the organism in Eukaryota, Metazoa, Chordata, Actinopteri, Syngnathiformes, Syngnathidae. Gene Ontology annotation, biological process: regulation of potassium ion transmembrane transport; proteolysis. The record is from RefSeq and is a predicted model, not a curated record. Gene Ontology annotation, molecular function: serine-type peptidase activity; potassium channel regulator activity. Gene Ontology annotation, cellular component: voltage-gated potassium channel complex; plasma membrane. Bases 224 to 2611 code for a protein of 795 amino acids. The transcript has 26 exons.